Messenger RNA from Cyphellophora europaea CBS 101466, 2442 nucleotides. Its product is annotated as ribosomal RNA large subunit methyltransferase J. Gene Ontology annotation, biological process: maturation of 5.8S rRNA from tricistronic rRNA transcript (SSU-rRNA, 5.8S rRNA, LSU-rRNA); rRNA methylation; maturation of LSU-rRNA from tricistronic rRNA transcript (SSU-rRNA, 5.8S rRNA, LSU-rRNA). Bases 1 to 2442 code for a protein of 813 amino acids. Gene Ontology annotation, molecular function: rRNA (uridine-2'-O-ribose)-methyltransferase activity; rRNA (guanine) methyltransferase activity. The transcript is spliced from 2 exons. NCBI's taxonomy places the organism in Eukaryota, Fungi, Ascomycota, Eurotiomycetes, Chaetothyriales, Cyphellophoraceae. Gene Ontology annotation, cellular component: preribosome, large subunit precursor; nucleus; nucleolus. The record is from RefSeq and is a predicted model, not a curated record.
AUGGCGAUCCAGAAGAAGCACGGCAAAGGUCGUCUCGACAAAUGGUAUAAGCUUGCAAAAGAGAAAGGCUACCGAGCCCGUGCCGCCUUCAAAUUGAUUCAACUGAACAAGAAGUAUGGCUUCCUCGAGAAAUCGCACGUCCUGCUGGACUUGUGCGCUGCGCCCGGAUCUUGGUGUCAGAUCGCCGCAGAGACUAUGCCCGCAGGCAGCCUAAUCAUUGGCGUCGACCUUGCGCCCAUAAAGCCGAUUCCUCGAACCAUCACAUUUCAAGGCGACAUCACGACCGACAAGUGCAGAGCAACGAUCAGAUCACACGUCAAGCAUUUGAAGUGCGACACAGUUCUGCAUGAUGGUGCUCCAAAUGUGGGUGUAGCGUGGGUUCAAGAUGCAUUCUCCCAAGCAGAAUUGGUGCUACAGUCGAUGAAGUUGGCAACAGAAUUUUUAAAGGAGGGCGGUACGUUCGUGACCAAGGUGUUUAGGUCCAAGGACUACAAUGCACUGCUUUGGGUCUUUAAGCAGCUGUUCACCUUUGUUGAAGCAACGAAGCCGCCAUCGUCAAGGAAUGUUUCUGCCGAGAUCUUCGUCGUCUGCCGCGGCUUCAAAGCUCCUAAAAAGCUGGAUGCCAAGUUCUUAGACCCCAAGCAUGUCUUCUCCGAAGUCGAACAGAUCAACCCGAACAACGAAGCAAAGGUCUUCAACCCAGAAAAGAAGAAGCGAAGGAGAGAAGGUUACGAGGAAGGUGAUUGGACACAGCACAAAGUGGUGCCCGUGAGCGAAUUCAUCCACACGAUAGACCCUAUCAAAAUUCUGGGCGAGACCAAUACUCUGAGCUUCGAGCAGACCGGUAAUGGAGAUCUAGCCUUGGCUGCCCUCAAUCGCAUGCCAGAGACGACAAACGAGAUCCGGCAGUGCUGCGCGGAUCUGAAAAUUCUCGGCAAGAAGGAGUUCAGAACACUGCUACGGUGGCGUAUGAAGGUGCGAGAUCAAUUUGGUAUGUCUGCAAAGGCGAAAAAGCAGCAGGCAGAGGAAGAGGCGAAGGAAGGCGAAGAAGUAGCCGAGGUCGAGUCGAUGGAUGAAGAGAUGCAGAUGCAGGAAGAGAUGCAGCGCUUGAAGGACCAGAAAGACAAGCAUAAGAGGAAAGAGCGUCGGAAAGAGAACGAGCAAAAGCAAAAGGAGCUCGUUCGAAUGCAGAUGCACAUGACUGCUCCUUUCGAUAUCGGUAUGGAACAGCAAGUUGGACCGGCUGGGGAGGGCGCUAUCUUCAACCUGAAAUCUGCGGAAAGAGCCCAAGACCCUACUAAGAUCGAACAGAGAGAAAUGGAGGAGAGCGAUGACGACUCCGAGAUUUGGGACGCUGGAUCUGCCAGCGAUGAUGAGUCUGAUCCCGAAGGCGACAGACUCGAGGAGGAGCUUGAUAGCCUGUACGCGGAUUUCCGAAGCAGAAGAGAAGAGCGGGAUGCCAAACUCCGGGCUAAGAGAGCGAGGAAAGAGAAGGAGACGGACGAGUGGCAGGGCCUCUCCGACAACGAUAAGAAUGAAGAUUCCGACGACGAUGAGCAGCCACUUCAGGUGACACAGGUGCCCCGCAACAACGGGCUGUCAAACAAGGCUGCCAUGUUUUUCGACCAGGAUAUCUUCCAGGAUCUCGGGGUUGAUGAGCUUCAGGAUGAGAACGAUAGUGCGAUUGAGCUGGAUGAUGAGUCCGAUGAGAAAGUUCCCACGACGAAGAGCGAAACGAAGUCCAGCUCAAGUAAGGCCAUACAGACGAAGAACAAAGAAAAGCCUUCCCGGUCGGGCGAAGCCACAAGCGAAUGGAGUGACGAUGAGGAAUCCCAUGCGACAACCUCUCGUGCCGAGGACCCACUCAAGCCCAACGGUCAGCUCGACAUCGACAUCAUUACAGCUGAAGCCAUGACUCUGGCGCACUCGCUCGCUACCGGUGAGAAGAAGUCAGGCGACAUCGUCGACGAGAGCUUCAACCGCUACUCCUUCCGGGACGUGGAAGGGCUGCCAGAGUGGUUUCUCGAUGACGAGACAAACCAUUCGAAGCUGCAAAGGCCCGUCACCAAAGCAGGAGCAGCUGCUAUCAAAGAGAAGCUACGGGCUCUGAACGCACGACCCAUCAAGAAAGUACGUGAAGCACAGGGUCGCAAGAAGUUCAAGGCAGCACAGCGUAUGGAAAAGCUGAAGAGGAAGAGUGCACUCUUAGCUGAGGAUGAAGGCCUCAGCGAGAAAGACAAGGCCAGCAGCAUAGCGAGGAUGAUGAGCAGGGCUACGAAGAAGAAGCCCAAGCAGCAGGUCAAGGUGGUGGUCGCUAGAGGUCCUAAUCGGGGUAUCAGUGGACGGCCCAAGGGGACAAAGGGGAAGUACAAGAUCGUGGAUGCGCGCCUGAAGAAGGAUACUAGGGCGGAGAAGAGGCUGGCGAAGAAGAAUAAGCGCUGA